AUGCCCAUCGACAAUGUCAGCGGGCUCACCGGCCAACUGAACCAACCCGUGAACCAAGUCCAAUCAACCGCAACUGGAGCGACCAAGAAUGUCAAACCGAGGAAGUUGAAUCGAGCAACAAGGGACCUGACUGAGCCUGUCAUCCCCGGCGAAUUCCCUUCAGACGACGCACCCCCCAAAGAAGAAAAAGUCGAUGGCGAUGUUUCAUUCUCCAGCAUAUGGGCGACCAUCACAUCAUGGGCCUCCUCGUUAUUCCCGCAAGCCUUUGAUGCCUUUGAAUCCUGGAUCCGGUAUAUGGUUGCCAAAUUACUUCCUGCGCCUCGACAGGCGGCCAUGUAUGAAGCUGCGCUCAAGCGCCCCGCCGCCACGACCUUUAUCGUGUGUCAGAUGAUAUGCUGCGGUGUGCCCUUGUUGGUUUUCCUCGCUGGUGUGUUUGUCUUUGCAGCUGUCUCGAUAUUGCUCUGGGCGGUUCUGUCGCUGCUGAUUCUUGGUCCGGUGCUGUUGGUGACGAGCAUGAUGGGUGUUUCGCUUUGGGGUUGGGGCUGGGUCUUUUAUGGCUUGGUCAAAUGGAUUGAUCAGAAGUUCUUGGGUGGUAUGAUUACUCGUUUCUGGCUUCCUCAGACACAGGAGGGAGAAGAGGGAGAGGAUGGAGGGAGUGGAGGGAAUGGAGGAAAUGGAGAGAAUCAGCUCCAGGAAGACAAAAAGGAAGAGUAA
Penicillium nucicola is the source of this 714-nucleotide messenger RNA. Its product is annotated as seipin co-factor family protein. The coding region runs from base 1 to 714 and encodes 237 amino acids. The transcript has a single exon. The record is from RefSeq and is a predicted model, not a curated record. Lineage: Eukaryota; Fungi; Ascomycota; Eurotiomycetes; Eurotiales; Aspergillaceae.